This is a messenger RNA of Diaporthe amygdali, 600 nucleotides long. RefSeq lists its product as uncharacterized. Lineage: Eukaryota; Fungi; Ascomycota; Sordariomycetes; Diaporthales; Diaporthaceae. The record is from RefSeq and is a predicted model, not a curated record. The transcript has 3 exons. Bases 1 to 600 code for a protein of 199 amino acids.
AUGCAGCUGACUCACUUCCUUGUUGCCUCUCUGGCUGGUGUCGUCGCCGCGCAAGCCGAAGCAGCAUCUAGCGCAGCAUCCUAUGCUGCGGCACAGGCCAGCAUCCAAUCUGCCCUGUACUCCUUGCAGACUGCCGUGACAGAAACCGGCGCCGAGCGAAAUUCUAUCUUCGCUUCCCUGCAGUCUUCCGCCGUCGCUGCUCAGGCCUCCUUGGCGAGCCAGUUCAACUCGAACCUAGGCAUCACCCAAACCAGUGCCUCCGCUACUGAGACUGGCGCACCCUCUGGCUCCGCCUCGGGAUCUGCCACGGGCUCUGGGUCUGCCACGGGCUCUGGUGCCGCCUCCGGCUCUGGAUCGGCUUCCGGAUCGGCUUCCGCUUCCGAGUCGACCAUCACCUCUGGGUCGACCUCCACCUCCACGUCUGUCAGCACCGACGCAUCGGGGUCUUCGUCGACCUCUCGCAGCACUCGCACCAGCAGCAGCACCAGCACCAGCACUGAGAGCGGCAGCAGCUCGAGCAGCUCUGCCGCCUCCGCUGCGGGCACCGUCGCUCUGCCUGGGCUCGGAGCCCUGGCUGCUCUGCUCGUUGCUCUCUUCUAA